AAAUGAGAUAUCUCGGUGGAUUUUAUCGCCAGGUCAGAUUGAGCAAAAUACACGGGUUUGUAUGACAGAUUUACCUGUGGCCCAACUUUAAAUAGAUUUUUGUUUGUGGACUAAUAUCAGCUGAUGUUAUUGAAGAUAGCAUGUCUGUCUGGAGGGAUAAAGAAAAGAACUAUAUGACUUCAAAUAGUGACCUUUCAAAGCCCACAAGACAAUACCCACUACCUUUGUGGUCUACUGGAUAGAGGUCAGUUAAGUUUGAUCACUGGCUGCAUCAUACCAGAAGAUGUUGAAAAAUGGAUUCCAGAUUGAUCCAUUGUCCACUCGCGGAAUCUCCCUGAUCACCUGUUGAGGAAGUAUUGCCGAGAUACACGGAAGUCUGUCUGGAACAGUCUACUAUGACACUUCAUUAGCGGCGUACUUGUCGACCCAUUCCACGCUCAUUUCACGGAAUCAAUAACGACAAUCAUACUCGACUGCCGACACUGUUUGAUCAUCUCUACACCCAAGUCAAUAGAGUUGGUGGCGCCGUCUAGAUCAGCAUAAUGUGCGGGAGCUGCCAUGAUCAUGAUUACCGGGAUGAGAAGGGGGUUCUGAGCAGUCCAACCCGGAAGCGAGGAUGUACAGACAUGCUGGCACUCUUCGUCUUCUUCCUCUUCUGGGCUGGAAUGAUUUUCAUUGCGGCUUUCUCAAUAACAAAGGGUGACGCCUUCCGCCUGGCCUACGGCUACGACAGUUAUGGGAAUACAUGCGACGAAGAUAACAGAGACAAGGCCAUUCCCAAUAUUAAACAUUCGGGACUUAACUUGAAGGGGAAAUCGUAUGUGUUUUUCAUGGAUGUUGAGCACCCCAAGGCGUCAAUGAGGAUAUGUGUCAACAAAUGUCCUCAUGAAGACCUAGAUGAUCUGAGACAAGUGGCACACUUCUCCAAGACUACAGGCUCCCAUUUGUGCAGAUACGAUGUCACAAAGGAUGAUUAUGAAAACCUGCAGAGGUUACAGGGUCUUCAGGGCCCCUGCCCAGUGACCCCAGUUAAAAAGAGUGUUCCACUGCUGAAUCGCUGUGUUCCCUCGCCGCUGUACACCCUGCCCCAGGAAGUGCUGGGCAACAUCAUCAACUUCCUGAACAGCAGCGACAAUUUUCAGAAGAUGCUCAGUGACCUCUACAACACCUGGAAGGAGAUGAUUGUGCUGUGCUUCGUUGCCUUCUUUUUUGCCUUGAUAAUGGCGUUGCUGAUCCGAUUCUUUGCGUCAGUAAUUGUCUGGCUGAUCUUGGUGGUCGUCAUCAUAGCAAGCUUAGCGGGUACUGCUUUUCUGUGGUGGACAUACGCAAGUGUGAAAAACAAGCUGGACAAUGACUACAAGCUGAAGAUUCCUCUGUUGGACGUGGAGAUCAGUAGUGAAAACACCUUCCUUACUUUUUCCAUAAUUGCAUCAGUUUUGACAGUGAUCCUGCUGUUGGUGAUCCUGGUGAUGAGGAAGCGCAUCUCGCUGGUGGUGACGCUGUUCCACGAGGCAGGGAAGUGUAUCAGCUCAAUGCCCUGUCUCCUGGCACAGCCCAUCUGGACAUUCUUCAUCCUCCUCAUCUUCUUUGUCUACUGGGUCAUAGUGCUCAUAUAUCUGGCGACAGCAGAAAAAGUUUCAAUAAACAAGAGCACACAGUUCGUGGAGUACAUUGAACAUGAAAACGUGUCGUAUUUCUGGUGGUACCACGUGAUCGGGCUGCUGUGGACGAGCGAGUUUAUCAUUGCUUGUCAGCAGCUUGUUAUCUCCGGAGCUGUGGCGACUUGGUACUUUACAAGGGACAAAGAGUCUAUAAACUGUGCAAUCUGCGUGUCCAUCGGUCGUCUCGUUAUCUACCACCUUGGCUCCGUGGCGCUGGGGUCGCUCAUCAUCACGCUCAUCAAGCUGCCUAGGAUGAUUCUCAUGUACUUAAAUAAGAAAUUAAAAACUUCAGAGAACAGUUGUGCCCAGUUCUGUAUGAAGUGCUGCAUCUGCUGUCUGUGGUGUGUGGAGAAGUGCCUCAAAUACUUAAAUGCUAAUGCGUACACCCUUGUAGCUAUUAGUGGUAAAAAUUUCUGCAAAUCAGCAAAGAGAGCUUUUAUAAUCUUGGUGAGCAACUCAUUACGAGUGGCAGCCAUCAACAGUAUAGGGGAUUUCAUGCUCUUCCUUGGGAAACUUGGCGUCAUGGGUGCUACAGCUGCUGUUGGAAUAAUGUGGUUGAAGAGCCGCACUGAUCUUCACUUCUUCGCCAUUCCUGUACUGCUUGUUUGUGUAUUUGCAUACUUUGUUGCUCACAGCUUUUUGUCGGUGUAUGAGAUGGUGAUUGAUGCACUGCUGUUGUGUUUCUGUGAAGAUUGUGAUAUGAACGAUGGGUCACCAGAGAGGCCCUUCUUUGCCAGCAAGGAUCUCAUGGUGUACAUCCAAGACAGUAGCAAAGCCUUGAAUGAAUUGACAAAGCGAAAAGGAGGCGAUGAGAUGGAACCUGCGGAGGUGUGACAAUGAUUGACAAUCACUCACAUGCUCAUUUCACAAAGAGAGUGACAUCAUUCUGUCAUCCACAAACAUUGCCACAGUGAUGGCAGUAGUGAAAUAUACAUCAUGGUGCAACAGUAACAUGGACAUCUAUGAAAUAGAUGACAGUGAAAUUAACAUCAAAAUGAACACUCAUUACAUGUCAGUCACAGACAAUGACAUGGUUGAUUUCAACGUUUGUCAUAAUAUGGGAUUUUUAUACAUGUAUUUGCAAGCAUCUGUUAUUUUUCCUGCUUUUUUUCCUUUCAUCAUGGCGCUAUCAACUUUUGUUGACUUUUGAUGUGGAGAAUGUGUGAAUAUUCCACUCAGGAUGUGAUCAAAGGGAGACAACUACAUUCAACCUUUAUCUUGCCUUCCACUAAGAAGCGACAUAGAUUUAAACCUAAUUCAAUCUCUAUGUUUCCAUUAACACUGACAUAAACCUGAAAUCAUGUUUUUAUUUGAUCAUGGUUGUGAUACAUUGAUUGAACCAAAUCUAAAUACGAAUCUAGCUCAUGACUAGAUAGAAUUUAAGAAGUUACAAAACAUUUUCAAAUUGAAUGCUUCCUUCAGUUAUGACAAAGUGCUGUAUAUGUCAUGUUAUCAGUUUCUAUUCUUCAGGCAUGUAGUAGUUUUGAUAUUCAGUUUUAUCAUUAUUCUAUUCCUUUUAUUUAUUUUUAACUUGUUCAUGUUACUCAGUAGUGGUGUUUUUAUGCUAUUAUUGGUAUUUUAUUAAAUAUGAUUUAUGUAAUCGAAUUCUGUUAUCUGGCUUAAAGCCUAGUUUGAAUCAAGACUGCUGGUUUUAAUACUUAUCAAACAUAAUGACACUGUCAAUAAUAACAUGUGGAAGCUGUAUACAGAGCUGUAAACUUUAGAAAACCUUCGUUUAUAUCUUUGGAAUAGAAAGGAUUUUCAUUUUGAGGAUGAACUUGAUCUUUUUUUAGUGUUGGAUUCAUUUUGAUAGGAUAAUGUUGCAAAACAUAUCAAUGUAUAAUCACCUUAAAGAGAUGCCGAGGACCGGGGUUCGAUUCCCCACAUGGGUACAAUGUGUGAAGCCCAUUUCGGGUGUCCCCCACCGUGAUAAUGCUGGAAUAUUGCUAACAGUGGCGUAAAACUCAGUCAGUCACUCCAAGAGAUGGACAUGAAUACGAAAUGUGGAGCCCAUUUUUAUGUUCCCUGCCCUGAUGUUGCUGGAAUAUUGAUGAAAAAGGCAUAAAAUCAUUCCUAAUCACUCAGUCAGUGUAAUGGGUAAUCCCAACAUGAAAUAGUGGGAACAGGCCUGUCAAACUUCAAGUAGUGUAUGAAAUUGGAUAAUUGGUUUUGGCUCAGAAUCAGAGUUGAAUUAAAUAUAUUUGCAGUUUUUGUAUAACCACAGUUUUCAUGCUUCACAAAUCAAAUAUGUAAAAAUUAGAGUUUGGAAAUUUUGGAAAAAAAGGUGAUGAAUGUUAUGUCAGUCAACAGUGCAGAGAAGACUUUCGGCAUGGAUUGAUAUUUCAUGAAUUUGAUUAUGUCAGACCAAACUGAAGUGGUUUCUAAUGGUGCUUGCUCUGAACAGAAGGUAAUAUUGAUAACAUUUUUGUAUGCAGUCGUUUUACUUGCACAGAGCAGCACCAUGUUUAAUAGUGGAUCAUGUUUAGUAGUAAUGGACCAGAGGUAUUUGACCAACAGCAUACUCUGAUGUCACCAGAUUUAUGUAUUGAUAUGCAGUAUUCUCAAUAUGAAACUCACCAUUUUAUCGUCUUUCAAAAAGAAUGCUUAAAUGUGUUUGGAUAAUUGAGAAAAUGAAAGCUUAUUAUUUUUUCUGUGUCACAUUUUGAUGUCAAAUAUUCAUGUUUAUUGAAGAUAGGAAUAUGUGCAAAGACAGAAACAUAUUGUCUCAGAUAUUGACUGAUCGUCAUCUAAAAUGUCCUGAAGAUAUUAUUUUAUAUUUUGGUGAUGGUAUAGAAGAAUGUCUUUUCAAGGUUUGCUGAAACCAUGAAUAUUGUCAUUUUGACAUUUCUUUCUACAAAGUUACCUACUGUGUGAAUAAUUUGGUUAAUAUAUGAAACAGUAUACACGUAUUGAUACAGAAGCCUUUAAUGUAGGGCUGGGACGGGUCCAAAUUUUCUAACUGGGUACCCCAUUCCCUAUUACCCUACCCUACCCGGAUACCCGUUAUCUUAAUUCCUGACAUCAAAUUUGUAAGAAAUGGAAAUAUAUUCCUCAAGUUUUUCAAUAUUGUAACCAUGUAUUAUAUUCAAAAGAAUUGACGGUAAUUAUGUCUACAUUGUAUAUCUUCAAAGACAAUAAGGCCUUUUAAUUUAUUACAAUAUAACAUAUUACAUUGUUUAAUCUAUUGAUCACAUGAUCAUAACGGGUCCGGGUAUUGAGAUGGGUACCCGUGUCUAUCUCAUUACCCGCCCAUCCCGGGUAUCCCGUCCCAGCCCUACUUUCAUGAAGUAUGAUGAUGGUGAGUUUCAUAUGGGAGAGUUGGUGACACUCCGUUGAUGUGCCCACAGAUUCCUGUUUUCAAUUUGGUCAGGUUUUAAUUUGUUAGAUCAUUCUUUUUUUCUUCAACUGUUUAUUCACAAACAUAUCAGUUCAUGUAGUAAUAGUAUCUCUGAGCUUCAAAUGGUUAGUUAGAGCGGACAUAUUAUGUAACACAAUAACUAGGUUUUUGCUUUGCUAAAUAUUUUCAUACAUUUUGUACAUAUGAAAAAGUAGCUCUAAAUUGUUUUCUUAGGCGUGUAAAUUUCAUAUGAAUGUAUUAAUUAGAAAUGGUAUUAAAUCUUGGUGUAUAUUUUGAAAUGUGAAUAUUUAGUAUAUAUGUACAUACUAGCUUGGUGAUGUAAUAUGACGAAAGAGCUAUUUUCAUUAUUUAGAAUGGGAUUUAGUUUAGACAAGUUCAAGCCAAUGCAUAUCCAGGAGAGGGAAAAUGGGAAGCUCUUUUCAGAAAUCUCCAAUUUUAUAACAAUGUAUUUGUGGGAGAACAUACAAAUGAUUUUGUGUCUUUUAAAGACAAAAUUGAUUUCAUCUGUUUGUGAAUGAAUAAAUGGCUGUUUUGUUUUUUAAGUUCAUAUUUUAUUGAGGUUGUGUGUUUGUAUUUGAAUGCUGGUUGUAUAUUCAUAUUAUGCUUUUAUCUGUCAUUGAUGAAGAUGAAG
This is a messenger RNA of Haliotis rubra (blacklip abalone), 5650 nucleotides long. Its product is annotated as choline transporter-like protein 1. Gene Ontology annotation, molecular function: transmembrane transporter activity. Lineage: Eukaryota; Metazoa; Mollusca; Gastropoda; Lepetellida; Haliotidae. Gene Ontology annotation, biological process: transmembrane transport. The coding region runs from base 543 to 2495 and encodes 650 amino acids. The record is from RefSeq and is a predicted model, not a curated record. The transcript is spliced from 21 exons. Gene Ontology annotation, cellular component: membrane.